Carcharodon carcharias (great white shark) is the source of this 852-nucleotide messenger RNA. It is a transcript of the gene pclaf, whose product is annotated as PCNA clamp associated factor. Gene Ontology annotation, biological process: regulation of cell cycle; translesion synthesis. Gene Ontology annotation, molecular function: chromatin binding. The record is from RefSeq and is a predicted model, not a curated record. The transcript is spliced from 4 exons. Gene Ontology annotation, cellular component: nucleus. NCBI's taxonomy places the organism in Eukaryota, Metazoa, Chordata, Chondrichthyes, Lamniformes, Lamnidae. Bases 73 to 441 code for a protein of 122 amino acids.
AGGCGCGAGACUGCCGGCGCUUUUAAACAGCGGGAGGCGCGAGCUCGGCCCGUUAGAGCCACUUUGACAAACAUGGUUCGCACCAAAGCCGACGGCCCGUCCGCCUCCACCGGUUCCUUUCGCAAGGCUGUUGCUGCUAGAGCACCAAGGAAGGCACUUGGAUGUACAAGUACAGCCAACACUUCUCUAACAUCACCUGGGAAAAAGGAAAACAAAUAUGCCGGUGGGAACCCAGUGUGCCCAAGACCUACCCCAAAGUGGCAGAAAGGGAUUGGAGAAUUCUUUGGUGGUCCUUCCAAACAGCCUGAGAAGGAGAAUACUGUACCGUCAGAUGAUGAUGAUGAUGCCGGUAGCAGCAAGGCUGGAACAAGCAAAGCUCCAAGAAGGGCACGUGUUCUGCCUGAGGACUCAGAAGAAGUUGCUUCAGAUGAAGAGAACUGAACACCACUUCCCAUGUCCACAUGUGAUACUUGAACAGAUCCCCCUUGUGUAUAUUUGUAUAUAUGUCUAUUGCUAUUGUAGUAUGGAUUUGUUUUAGUUGUCUUGUACAGAAAUUUAAUACCAAUUAAAAGCCAUAAUUAUGCAACCCAAUUCAAAACUUAUUAGCUGAAUCUUUUGGUCCAGGGCUAGUGGGACCCUCAGCUAAUUAAGACUUUACUAUGUACCUGGUUAUUGCAUUUUGGGUUUCAUCAAAUCUCUUGUCCUCUAUUCAUGUUGAUGGGUGGUGUUGGAGGGAGGAGAUAACAUUUUCAUAGAAACAUGGUAUGUAACCAGAAGUUUCUUUAGUUACCUUAUUGUACCUUUGCAAUGUUAGUCUAAUUUUUUAUAAUAAAUUUUAAACUUUGUGCAGCA